AUGCGGCUGCCUGUGCUGAGUAAUCAGGCGGAUUACGGAUUUUUGGAGUUUUGCGAUUUUGAAUUGUUUACGAGUUUACGAAUAUCUUUGAGUACCAGUUCGACUUUGGUUAAUCCCGAGAGUCGACGUGUCGUUAGCGCCGCAAAUCGUUACCGCAAAAAGUCCGCCCUGUCGACUUUCGACUUUCGACUCGACUUUGGACCGUCGACCUUCAACUUUCCUCAUCUCUGUGGACCGGAGCUCUGGACUUUCUCUGACGACUUGAACGAUUUUGCACCUACGAGGUACCGCGAUGUCCCUGGAGAUCUCUCUGUGAAACCAACCCCGAAUCUCCGAACCAAGUCCCCUAUUCCAUUCUCGACAUCGACACAUAACAUGUCUGCCAAACCCUCUAUAACAGAAUCCCGAGGCGAAAGCCCGGGUCAGACCUCUGGAUCUCCGUCCGCGGCGGGCGGAAACGACACUCCGAAUGAGGUGGAGAUGAAGAGCCUACGCCCCGAUCCCCCCAAGGGCUCAAUUCCCCUGGGCGAGGAUGUGAUGCAAUUGGCCCGCAUGGGAGAAAUUGGCGCCAUGCAGAACCUAUUCACAGCGAAGCGGUUCACCGCGAACCAUCGCGACGAGGAGGGCAUCACACCUUUGCACUGGGCCGCCAUCAACAACCAAUAUGCGAUGUGUAAAUUCCUCAUCGAUUCCGGAGCCGACGUCAAUGCCAAGGGAGGAGAAUCAGUUGCGACUCCUGCCAUGUGGGCCGCGCAGCGCUGUCACUACUACAUCGUGAACCUCCUGCUCCAGAGCGGUGGUGACCCCCUCCUGACCGACGUUCAAGGGUACAAUAUCCUCCACUUGGCGACUAUCGACGGCAAUGCGUUCUUGCUUGUGCUACUCCUGCACCAGGAAAUCCCCGUGGACGUGGUCGACCAACAAGGACACACUGGACUGAUGUGGGCUGCAUACAAGGGAUACCCGGUGUGUGUGGACUUGUUCUUGCGCUGGGGCGCCAAUGCGAACGCCGUGGAUGAAGGUGGCCUGACGCCACUCCACUGGGCGCUGGUCAAGGGCUCGAUGCCUUGUGUCCUCAAGCUGCUGGAAUAUGGCACCGAUCGCUUUGCAAAGACUCGCGACGGAAAGUCUCCCGCGACUGUCGCGCAAGAAAUGAACACCUCGCGUGUGUGGUACCGCUGCCUCAGUGAGCGCGGGUACGAGGCUGAUGGUUCGCAAAAGGUGGUGCCCAUGGGGCUGUCAAGCUUCGUCCGCAACAAGAGCAUUAUGGCCAAGUUCUUCUUCCUGUGGCCUUGGUUGACAAUUUUGGUUGCGCUGUGGAUGCUCAGCCAUCUGGCGAUUUUCAUGUCGGUUCCUCUCGUGUUGGUGACUGUGUUUGGCAUGCAGUAUGUUGCACAGCAACUUGCAAACAAGGGCCCGCCGGAAUACCGCAUUUUGCAGAAGACGCCGUAUCUAGCCGGUGUUUUUGCUGGAACUUUGUUCUGGGUUGGUUUCCGCUACGUUUUCAAGGUCCUGCCGGCGACAUACGCCUCGAACCCGAUACUGAACAUUUUCUUUGCGGUGUUUUUCUGCACCACCGCGUAUUUCUACACUUUCGCUAUGGUCCAGGACCCCGGCUAUGUCCCGAAAUCGAACAGCCGGAACCACCAGAGAGAGAUUGUCAAGGAACUGUUCGAGCAAUGGAAGUUUGACGAGGAGAACUUCUGUAUUCCUUGCAUGACGAGAAAGCCACUCCGCAGUAAGCACUGUCGUCGCUGUGGACGUUGUGUUGCAAAGCAUGAUCACCACUGCCCAUGGAUUGAUAACUGUGUGGGGUCAAACAACCUUCGACACUUUGUUCUUUACAUUGUCUCUCUCCAGGUCGGCAUUAUCCUGUUUGUACAGUUGACCUUCGCCUAUAUCAACUCCCUCCCUGCCCCCAGCAACGCUACGUGUAAUGUGAUCAACGACGUCCUGUGCGACUACGCCUCUCGCGACACCUUCACCUUAGUCCUUAAUAUCUGGAUCACCCUCCAGCUCGUCUGGGUCACGAUGCUGUGCGCCGUCCAACUCAUCCAGAUCUCCCGCAACCAAACCACCUACGAGAACAUGCGCGGCCACCACAUUGACCGCUCCUACCCCAGCUCCCAAGCCUUUGCAUCUGCCAUGACCGCCGGAACCACCUCCAUGGACGCCGCCGGCUUCACCGCCGCCGGCCAAGGCCCCAACCCAGCCCUCCGCGGCCCACCCCCACCCCGCCGCAAGCACGGCUGCAUCGCACAAUGGUCCUCCCUCCUAGGCGUGGAUGCCUUCUGGACCACUGCCAAAGACGGUCUCCGCGACGGUCCCCAAGCAGCUCGUCCCCGCAACCCCUUCUCCCGCGGCGUGGUCACUAACUGCCGCGACUUCUGGUGCGACCCUGCACCCCUCUUCGGCAAGCGGAACAACGGCUCCGCCAUGCUGGGCGGCGAGAUCGUUAAUUAUCACGAUAUGUACGAAACCCCGAUGCGCAUGCACACCGGGAGAAGCGAAGGACCCGGCUAUCGCAGCAUUGCAGGCGAUGAUCCCGAGCACGUGGUUUAA
Penicillium salamii is the source of this 2562-nucleotide messenger RNA. The record is from the annotation of a GenBank genome assembly. NCBI's taxonomy places the organism in Eukaryota, Fungi, Ascomycota, Eurotiomycetes, Eurotiales, Aspergillaceae.